Messenger RNA from Chaetura pelagica (chimney swift), 1781 nucleotides. It is a transcript of the gene DTX2, whose product is annotated as deltex 2, E3 ubiquitin ligase. Bases 1 to 1656 code for a protein of 551 amino acids. Gene Ontology annotation, cellular component: nucleoplasm. Gene Ontology annotation, biological process: Notch signaling pathway; protein ubiquitination. The record is from RefSeq and is a predicted model, not a curated record. Gene Ontology annotation, molecular function: zinc ion binding; ubiquitin protein ligase activity. The transcript is spliced from 8 exons. NCBI's taxonomy places the organism in Eukaryota, Metazoa, Chordata, Aves, Apodiformes, Apodidae.
AUGGCAGCAGCUCAGGGAGCAGGAAGCAGCUCAGCUGGACCAUCCGGACCCAGCUCAGCCCCAGGGCACAGCAGCAACUCCACAGCGGUGGCGGUGUGGGAAUGGCAGGAUGAAUUUGGCAAGUGGAGGCCCUACCGAGGGAACGUCUGCAGCUACAUUGAGCAGGUUUUUCAGGCCUCUCAGCAGAAGGGCAGGCCUUCAGGAUCGAGGCCUGUCAGCAGCAUCCCUUUAGGACAUGCAGAUCCUGUCUUGGCCCCCUACGUCAUCGACAUCCAAACCUGGACGCAGUUCCGGCAGGACACAGGAACCAUGCGGGCUGUUCGCAGGCACCUCUUCCCCGGGGACUCGGCUGCUGGGCAUGGCAUUGUCUGGGAGUGGCAGAAUGAUGAAAGGGGUUGGUCCCCUUAUGAGAUGAAGGUCUGUGUGUUUCUGGAGCAAGCCCAUGCCACGAGUCACCAGCAAGUAGAUCUUGGACCCUUGGGCUACAACUAUGAAGUUGACUUUGCUGCUCAAGUCCAGAUCAACAAGACCACGAAGUUCCGCCGCAGCGUCCAGAGGCGUUUGGACACCCCGUACCCAGUGAUAACCUCCCUGGCAUCCCUUCACACAGGGGUGGCUUGUUCCUGCCAGCAGUGCUGGUUGAACAGUGGGACUGGUCCUAUCACCACACGCUACCGACAUUCCAUGAUAAACUUCCCCAACUCUUCCACUACUCAUCAGGUUUCCGGGAGGACAGCGUCAGUAAGUUCUUCCAGCGUCGGCUUCGUGCCCUAUAACAAACCAACUUUGUCUGGAGCAAGGUCAACACCCAGACUCAAUGCACAGAGCACCUGGGCUUUGCCUCAAGCUGUGGGUCCCAGCACAGGACUGUCUGCAGCUAAUGGAGUCAGUGCUCUGAACCUCCCAGUCAAGAUGCCCAAGCCCAGCAAGGUGAACCAGGCCCUGGCAGCUACACCAACUGAUCCAGAAGCAGUGGUGAAGAAGUACUUGGAAGAGGUGAAGGGCACUCCUGCUGAUGAGGACUGUAUCAUCUGCAUGGAGAAGCUCUCCUCCCCCUCAGGCUACAGUGACACGUGCAGGAGCAGCAGCAUCAAGGCAGAGUCUGUGGGUCGCCUGAGCAGCUGCCAACAUUCCUUCCACAUGCUGUGCCUGCUGGCCAUGUAUUCCAACGGGAACAAGGAUGGGAGUUUGCAGUGCCCUUCCUGUAAAACCAUCUACGGGGUGAGAACGGGUACCCAGCCCAAAGGGAAGAUGGAAGUCUGCACUUUCCCCCAGUCCCUCCCUGGGCACAAGGACUGUGGGACCAUCCAGAUCGUGUAUCGCAUCAGCAGUGGCAUCCAGGGCCCUGAGCACCCCAACCCUGGGGCACCAUACACAGCAAGAGGCUUUCCUCGCUACUGUUACCUGCCAGACAAUGAGAAGGGCAGGAAGGUCCUGGAGCUCCUGAGGGUGGCCUGGAAGAGACGCCUGAUUUUCACCGUGGGCACCUCCAGCACCACCGGUGAGAGCAACACGGUGGUGUGGAACGAGAUCCACCACAAGACAGAGAUGGACACAAACCUGAGUGGCCAUGGCUACCCUGACCCCAACUAUCUGGACAAUGUGCUGGCAGAGCUGGCUGCUCAGGGUGUCACUGAGGACUGUCUGGGACAAUGAGCUGAGGUGGGGCCUGGCUGUGCUGUGCAUGGGUCAGGGGCCCACCUAGUGCACUUAUUCCUGUUGCCUUAAGUUCCUGUGUUUGACCACCUGUCACACUGAGCAAUAACACUGUCCUGUGGGAG